AUGUUGCUGGCGAGCAGCCGCGUGUUGGCGCAUUGUGAUGUGGUAGAUAUGGACUGUAACGCUGGCAGUAACGGUGGUGGCAGCAACACUAACGGCAGCAACACGCACGGCGGCGCCAGUGCAAACGGUGGUGGCCCCGGUGGUGGCGGCGGCAACAUAUUUAGUCGCCAGCUCUCGGCACCGGUCAGCAACGGGUACUCGUUGCUGCUCGCAAACGGCGUCUGUAACGCGUCCUCGUCGACCUCUUCGCUUCGUUGCGAUAAGGUGAACGGUAACGCCUCGACCGCCUCAACGAUCUUUCCAACCGCGAACGGUAGCAGCGGCGGCGGCGGUGGCGGGCCCGGUGGUUUCGUGUCCUUCCAACCACCGAUGAUAGUGCCGUCAGCUAGCUCCCUGAAAACCUCUUCCCUUACCUCAUCGGCCAUACUGUUUGGGGGCAGCAGCGGCAACAUCAGUGGCAGCUGUGGCGGCGGCGGCAACAGUAAGGCCAACAACGGCGGCAACAACACGCACAAGUGGAUCGGUUCGCUGUGUGAUGGUGCGACGACCAUCGGCUACAGCAGUGGCAUCGGUGGCGGCAGCAGCGGUAAACUGAACCAACAGCAGCAACACUUUCAACACUUUCAUCAACAACAGCAGCAACAGCAGCAGUUGCAGCUACUUCAGCACCCGGGAAAACACCACCAGCAACCUUCGGCCACCCAUCAACAGCAGCAGCAACAGCAACUGGCUCACCUGCAGCCACACCAUCAUCAUCAUCACCAUCAUCACCAGCAGCACCACGGUCAACACGGUGUGGCGAGCGGUGCCCCGAACAGCGGCAGCACCAACAUGCUGGACAGCCUAACCUUCCGGCUGUGCGAUGUCGACGGUGCAGUCAGCAGCACGAUGGCCAAUCAGAAUGGUGGUGCCUCCGGAGGUGGUGGAACGAAUGGGGCCACAAAUGGUGCCACGUCCGGUGGCACGAUGGUGGUGAUGCCCAUGGCUGGCGGUGGUAGCGGGAAGCAAGCACCGGUCCUGGGUGGAACUGGUAACGAGCGGCUCUCGUACUCCACGCACCAUCAGCAGCAGCAGCAGCAAAAGCUCCACCAGAUGCAGCAACAACAGCAGCAGCAGCAACAACAGCAACACAGUAGCAACAGUAGUAGCAGCAGCAACAAUAGCGUGGCUGUGGUGGGAAGCGACGUCCCGAUAAAUUAUAGCAAAAUGAAUCGAAUCAGCAAGAUGGUGGGCCUCGGGGAACAGCAGCAGCAGCAGCAGCAGCAGCAGCAGCAGCAGCAACUCCACAAACAGCAACAACAGCAGCAGAUACACCAUCUGCGCAGUGUGGUCGGUGGUAGCAGUGGCAAUGUGGCGGCCGUGAAGGCAGCCAACGAUCCUGGCGCGGCAGCGGCAGCCAGCUAUUGCAAGGUGACGCGGAUCGGCAACAUAACGCUGCUCGAUCCGGAAGAUCAGGUGAUGCAGAUGCAGACGCACGGUGUCGCCGCUGGCGGUAGCGGUAACGGCAACGGCGCACCCGGCAAUGUUGCGACGAAAAAGGACGAAGUUAGCCUGACGAAGGUGGCCAAGUUGGGCCAUUCGUCGGCGGUGGUGGUGGACCAGAAAAUUAGCGAUCUCCAGCAACACUUUAUUCAGCAGCAUCAGCAACAGCAGCAGCAGCAGCAGCAAGAGGCUCACCAGAAACUCCAUGCUCCUCCGGGGGGCGGUCAGACGGCGCCAUCGCAGUCACAGCAGCUUCAGAAGCAGCAACAACAGGAGCAACAGCAACAGGGUGGCGAUUCGGAUGAGAUUGGAAUGACGGAAAGCUUGACCCCGUUCGAGGUGCUGCGGCUGUACAUGGACAAGCUGACGCAGUACGAGCACCACGAGAUAUGCAACUAUCCGCGCAUCUACUUUAUCGGGGCGAACGCGAAAAAGCGCCGCGGGGCAAGCAACUCCGAUUACGACAACGAGCAGGGAUCGUACAUUCACAUCGCGCACGAUCACAUCGCGUACCGGUACGAGGUGCUGAAGAUCAUCGGCAAGGGCAGCUUCGGGCAGGUGGUGAAGGCGUACGAUCAUCGCAACUUUAAGCACGUGGCACUGAAAAUGAUCCGCAACGAGCAGCGCUUCCACCGGCAGGCCCAGGAGGAGAUCCGCAUCCUGAAGCACCUGCGGGCGCAGGAUCGCUACAACGCGAUGAACAUCAUCCACAUGUACGAUAGCUUCGUGUUCCGCAAUCACAUGUGCAUCACGUUCGAGCUGCUGUACAUCAAUCUGUACGAGCUGAUCAAGAAGAACAAGUUCAAGGGCUUCAGCAUGCAGCUGGUGCGCAAGUUUACGCACUCGCUGCUCAAGUGUCUCGAUGCGCUGUACAAAAACAAAAUCAUCCAUUGUGAUAUGAAGCCGGAGAACAUACUGCUGAAACAGCAAGGCCGCUCGGGGAUCAAGGUGAUCGAUUUCGGAUCGUCGUGCUUCGAGAACGAGCGCGUCUACACGUACAUUCAGUCACGGUUCUACCGGGCACCGGAGGUGAUCCUGGGUGCCAAGUACGACAUGGCGAUCGACAUGUGGUCGCUCGGGUGUAUCGUGGCCGAACUGUACACUGGUUCAGCGUUGCUUCCCGGCGAGGAUGAGUACGAUCAGAUGGCGUGCAUCAUCGAGCUGCUCGGUAUGCCGCCCCUGAAGCUGCUCGACAAUGCCCGGUCCGCGUCGCGCUACUUUUCGCACGAUCGCGAGGAUCGCAUGCCACACUACUGCUCGCUCCACUUCCGCUCGGAUGGGCGGGAAGAAAUACAGGGGAGCUACAGCAGGCGAGGGCGCUACCGGGGCGCACCGGGGACACGCGAUCUGGCCAAGGUGCUCAACUACUGCGAUGAGCUGUUUCUCGACUUUGUCAAACACUGCCUGCGGUGGGAUCCGAAGCGGCGUAUGACUCCCCAGGAAGCGCUCAGUCACAUUUGGUUCCACCGCGUUUUGCCGCAAUCACCGCAGGUGGUAAAGAUUGGUGGCACUGGCACUGCGGCGACGACGACGACGACGACGACGGCGAAUAAGACGACAACGACGGGUGUAGCGGCCGCAGCGGCAGCGGCAGCAGUAGCCGUUGCAUCCGGUGGCACUGGCUCAAUCAUUGCACCGGGAUCUUCCGGGAGGGGCGUUCCCGCCGGUAUGGUGCGUCCCGCUAACCGUAGUCCGUCGAGUGUGAGCAAUCAAAGCGUGGUGACGAUGACGGGUGGCUCGGCGAGCAGUUCGUCCACCAAUACGGCUUCGAUCGGUAAGCAUCAUCAUCAGGCGCAACACCUCGCUUCGUCUAUGGUUAGCGGAGGAGGCGGAUUGCUCGACGGGAGCGCGAUUGCUGCAGUGAUGGCCGGCGAGGGGGGCCCGGUGUCGGGCGGCAUUCCGAUGGGUUCCUAG
Molecule: messenger RNA, 3396 nt
Organism: Anopheles cruzii
Lineage: Eukaryota; Metazoa; Arthropoda; Insecta; Diptera; Culicidae
Product: dual specificity tyrosine-phosphorylation-regulated kinase 2-like
Exons: 1
Coding region: 1-3396 (1131 amino acids)
Biological process (GO): peptidyl-serine phosphorylation; peptidyl-threonine phosphorylation
Cellular component (GO): nucleus
Molecular function (GO): ATP binding; protein serine/threonine kinase activity; protein serine/threonine/tyrosine kinase activity
Source: RefSeq, a predicted model, not a curated record